Messenger RNA from Ambispora gerdemannii, 1237 nucleotides. Lineage: Eukaryota; Fungi; Glomeromycota; Glomeromycetes; Archaeosporales; Ambisporaceae. The record is from the annotation of a GenBank genome assembly.
AUGACAAUUACAUUGAAACAAAAAGAUAUCGCUGUUGAAUAUGGAAUAUCAAAGCAAUCCAUUUCUGAUAUCGUCAAAGCAAAAGAGCAAUGGUUGAAAUUUAAAUCAGGAACAUCUUUAGCUGAAUCCAAACGUGCCCGAAGAGCAACCUUUGAAAAUGUUGAAAAAGCAAUGAAAAUUUGGGUGGAAAAUAUACUAGCACGAAGUGACUUGGAUUUGAAUGACAGUUUGUUAAUGGAAAAAGUCUUGUUAUUUGCUGAAGAAUUCGAGUUCUACAAAAAAUGUGGUGAAUCUGGUAGUGUCAAUAUGGACGAGAUUCCAAAGUUUCGUGAGCAACUUCAAGACAUAAUCAAAGACUACGAACCUCAAGAUAUGUUCAACUGUGACGAGACAGCAUUAUAUUGGAUGCUUGAACCUAGUCGAACUCUAGCAUAUAGUCCAGUUAAAAGAAAGAAGAAAUCAAAAGACCAAGUAUUAUUGCUAGUAAUAACAAAUGCAAUAGAAGAUGAAAAAUUACUGAUUUUAUUUAUCUACAAGUACGAAAUGCCACGUGCUCUCAGAGGGAUUAAUAAAUUCACUCUUCCAAUGCAUAUUGCAAAUCAGAAAAUUCUUCUUUUGAUAGACAAUGCAAAAUGUCAUGAAGCUGACAAUAUUAACAAAUUAUCUAAUAUCCAGAUUCACUUUUUACCUCCCAAUACUACUUCGAUUAUUCAACCUCUGGAUCAAAAAAUAUUGUAUAGUUUAAAGGCACAAUACAAAAAAAUUCUAUGUUCAAAAAAAAUUGCGGCCUAUGAAAAAUUAAUUGAUCAAGAAGGUGAACUUCGAAAAACUUCUAUCUAUAAUGCUAUUUUAUAUAUCAGUCGCGCAUGGAAUAUUGUCUCUUCAGAGAUAAUUAAACAUAGCUGGACAUGGUCUGAUAUUCUUUUACCUUCUUUUUCAUCUGAAUUAUUACGCGGUCUAUCAACUUUUAAUAAAGAAGAAGAAUUAGAGCAUGAAUUAGAUCAACUAAUUCAAUGGCUGCCCAUUAUGAAAUCACUUUCUGUGCAUGAAUUUAUAUGUAUUGAUGAUAAUAUUAAUCAUGAAGAGGUUGAUAUAAAGGAAAUUGUUGAUGUAGUACUUGGGAAAGGAUUGAAAAACGAACCUGAUGAUAAAGAUAAAAGCAAGGAAGAAAUUUCUAUUAGUGAAGCUUUAAAUAGUACUAAAAUUCUUAUUACAUUUAUCAAGCAGUCUGAAUGGG